Molecule: messenger RNA, 1284 nt
Organism: Microthlaspi erraticum
Lineage: Eukaryota; Viridiplantae; Streptophyta; Magnoliopsida; Brassicales; Brassicaceae
Source: the annotation of a GenBank genome assembly
AUGGAGGCUCGUCCGAUUCAAAGAUCAGGUUCUACUAACCUCGCUCGCACUUCUUCAAUCCCAACCACACCAAACCCUUCAGUAGCAGUAGCAGUAGCAGAGGAUGUAUUCAUGAGAUCCGAUAACAACAGCCAGUUAAUGUCAAGACCCUUAGGGCAAACCUACCAUUUGCUUUCCUCCAGUAACGGUGGAGCAGUUGGACACAUAUGCUCUUCUUCAUCGUCCGGUUUCUCCACCAACCUCCAUUACUCUUCAAUGGUCUCUCAUGAGAAACACUACGCAGGAAGCAGCAGCAGUAACAACGCUCAUCUCAUUUCUCAGGCGUCAAGCAACGAUAGUUCUUGGUGCCCUGAUUCUUUGCCUGGAGGAGGGUUUCUUGAUUUCCCUGAAAACAGCCAACUGGCGAUUCAAAACACCAGCCAGAUUGAGGAUGGUGGUGGUGGUGGUGAUGGCGACAUCGGUGCUGCUUUUGAUGAUAUUCAUAAACGAAACGACUGGCAAGAAUGGGCUGAUCAUUUGAUCACUGAUGAAGAUCCUUUGAUGUCUACUAACUGGAAUGAUCUCUUGCUUGAAACAAGCUCCAAUUCAGAUUCAAAGGACCAGAAAGCGCUGCAAAUUCAACAACCACAAUCACAGAUUGUUGUUCAUCAGCACCCUUCACCGUCUGUGUCUGUGGAGCUGCGACCUGUGAGCACAACGUCUUCAAACAGUAAUAACGGGACGGGGAAGGCACGUAUGCGUUGGACGCCAGAGCUUCACGAGGCUUUUGUUGAGGCUGUGAACAGUCUUGGUGGCAGUGACAGAGCUACUCCUAAAGGUGUGCUGAAAAUUAUGAAAGUUGAAGGAUUGACUAUUUAUCAUGUCAAAAGCCAUUUGCAGAAAUAUAGGACGGCUAGAUAUAGACCAGAACCAUCAGAAACUGGUUCACCAGAGAAGAAGUUGACACCGCUUGAACAUAUAACAUCUCUGGAAUUGAAAGGCGGGAUAGGCAUCACCGAGGCUCUGCGACUUCAGAUGGAAGUACAGAAGCAACUCCAUGAGCAGCUCGAGAUUCAAAGAAACCUGCAACUCCGUAUAGAAGAACAAGGCAAGUACCUGCAAAUGAUGUUCGAGAAGCAAAACUCAGGUCUCGCCAAAGGAACAGCGUCAACGUCAGAUUCCGCAGCCAAAUCAGAACAAGAAGACAAGAAAACUGUGGAUUCAAAGGAACCAGCAGCAGAAGAAACCAGAGAAUGCCAGGAGCCAGAAUCUCCGCAGCCAAAGCGCCCCAAAACCGACAAUUGA